This is a messenger RNA of Ipomoea nil (Japanese morning glory), 1383 nucleotides long. RefSeq lists its product as uncharacterized. The record is from RefSeq and is a predicted model, not a curated record. NCBI's taxonomy places the organism in Eukaryota, Viridiplantae, Streptophyta, Magnoliopsida, Solanales, Convolvulaceae. The coding region runs from base 1 to 1383 and encodes 460 amino acids. The transcript is spliced from 10 exons.
AUGUAUCGUCUGAAGUCAUUUAGAGAUAUCAAAUCUAAUGAAGGCCUUGAUGAGAAACAACUCUUUGAUGUGAUUGGUCGAAUGAUUGAGAUUCACUGCCCACAGGAGAAACUGAUUAAUGGGAAGAACUCCAGGCUGAUUGACUUCACCAUUGAAGACACUGAUGGUAUACAAUUGAUGUGUACUUUGUGGGACGAACACGUAAGCAAGAUCGAGGCAUUCUACAAUUCUACCACACAAGAGGCAUUAUUGGUGUUGAUCCAAUUUUGUAGGGCUAGGGUGUGUUUAAAAAGUGGGGAUGUUAAGCUUUGUAGCUCCUAUGAUGUAACACAACUGCUGUUCAACCAGGAAUCUCCACCAUUUGAGGAGUUCAGAAAAAGUAUCAGCCAUGAAAAGACUCCAAUGCGAAGUAUUAUUUCGCAAUCAAGUUUUAAGGAAUGUAGCUCCUAUUCAGCUUCCCUAUCUGGUGAUAUUGAGGUCCGUACUAUCAGUGAAAUAUACAGAGACAAGGAGAGUCUAUUUGGGGUUACUUAUCUCACAAGGAUUGUGUUCAUUGAUGAUCCUGAGUGGUACUAUGCUUCGUGUAGAACAAAGGGUUGCAACAAAAAGCUGAAAAUGAAAGGAAAGUGGCUGUGGUGUAGUACCUGUGACAGGAAUUGGGGCGAUGGAACCCUGAGGUACAGAGUUAAAGUUAGGGUGGUGGACUUGGAUGGGAAUGCUCCUUUCCUCCUAUGGGACAGGGAGUGCCUUGAUCUACUUGGUGUUAGCGCAGAUGAUUUGAAUUCUACCCAUACUAAGGGGAUACCUAAGGAGAUUGAGACUCUGAUUGGAUUGAAUCUGCUCUUUGGAAUUGCUGUUCGCAAAGAACAAUUCCAAAACUUCCUCAAUGCUUUCCCUAUUAUGAGGAUCAUCACUGAUGAAAAGAUCGUAGAAAAGCAUGCACCAGAGCUAAUUGGAGUUAGGGACAGGGAUCUAAGUUCAAAGUUGGAGUUGGAGCUUACAGAUGAGGAUCUAUGGGAUCUAGAGGAAAAUGACCAAGCAAAUGAAGCUGAAAGUCCUCUACAAGUUGUUGCACAGAGGCUGAAUGCAGAGAACACCUUAGAGAAUGGAACAGAGCAGAUUUUCUUCAAUCACAUGAUGGAAAAAGACAAUGCAGAAGUGAUUCAACAUGAAACAAAAGAAGUUGAACAUAACGUGAUGGAAAAAGACAAUGCAAAUUUGAUGACACAUAAAGCAAAAGAAGAUGAUCAUCACAUGAAGGGAAAAGACAAUGCCGAUUUGAUUUCACAUAAAGCAAAAGAAGAUGAACAUCACAUGAUGGAAAAAGACAAUGCAGAUAGUAUAGCAUAUGGAUAUAGUUUCAUCUAUAAUUUGUUAAUGUAA